GGACGCGCUUUCAGUUGCUGCGAGUACCUGGUGAGCGGCAGUUCGUAUCUUGGAUUUACUCAUCUCCAGCACAGAGGAGGUGUCGCGCGAAUUUCAGUUUGGGGACAAAGAUUUGUCGGCAAAACUGGCAUUUAAUUAUCUACAUUGUGAAAGCAUAAAAAGCAAUCAAAUUCGAAGCGCAAUAAUUGAACUAUAACUUUUCUCUCUAAAAUAAAAAAAAAACACACACACAACGCCAGUUUAGUUUAAUAUAUUUUUUUAAUAAAUGUGUGAACUUCCUAAACAAUACGAAAAUUGUGUUAAAAUUAUCGUUGUGUUGUUUUAUUGUUUUACAAUAAUUAAACAAAAUGGUUGUAAAGCCUGAGUUGGACGAGCUUGUCGCCGAACUGCAGCACUGGAUUAAGACGCAGCCGCAUUUGCCACAAGCAAUAGAGAAGCCGGUACUCGAGCGCUUCCUCUAUUCGAUGUUUGGCGACGUGGAGAACGCCAAGCGACUGUUCGAACUCAACUAUGCGCUGCGCAACAAGUAUCCGCACAUAUUCCUGCAGCGCGAUCCCACCGAUCAAGAGUCACAGCAGCUGUUGCAAGUAGCCGAUCUAGUGCCGUUGCCUGGGUUGACACCGGACAAAAAUAAGCUGCUCUUCUACCGACUAACCGACUAUGAGGCCGAUAAGUUCAAUUUUACGGCCAGUAUCAAAGUGUUCUUUAUGAUGGCGGAUCUGCGCUUUGUCGUACCCGAUGAGGCAGGCAUGUGCGACGGUGAGGUACCCAUUUUCGACAUGGCUGGCUACAGCUUACGGCAUGUGGCGCGCACGGUCUUCAGUUCGCUUCGCGUUUAUAUGAAGUUCGUGCAAGAGGCACAUCCGGUGCGCUUGAAGGCCAUACACGUGCUCAACUGCCCCUCCUAUCUGGACAAGGUGCUGACUGUGGUGAAGCCGUUCAUUAAAAGUGAGGUUUUUAAAUUGAUCAAUUUUCAUCUACCCAAUGCCGAUACACCCUACAAUUACUUCCCGCGUGAAAUGCUACCGGAGGAAUAUGGCGGAGCAGCGGGAAAAAUGGCUGACUUGAAAGAAAAAUGGGUUAAAUUGCUGAUAGAGAAGAGAGAUUACUUGAUGAACCCCGAUGCGUGGAAGAUCGACAAAAGCAAGAAACUAAAAGCUGCAACAAUGACAGAAGCAAACCGAGAGCCGGAUAAAAUUUGCCAGAGUUUGAAAACACUGGAAAUCGAUUAAAGAAAUAGUUAUCAAUGUAAAGACGUCUAUCGAUAUGUAAACAUAUCCGCAUGUAAA
Rhagoletis zephyria (snowberry fruit fly) is the source of this 1289-nucleotide messenger RNA. Its product is annotated as alpha-tocopherol transfer protein. The record is from RefSeq and is a predicted model, not a curated record. Gene Ontology annotation, molecular function: phosphatidylinositol bisphosphate binding. Gene Ontology annotation, cellular component: membrane. NCBI's taxonomy places the organism in Eukaryota, Metazoa, Arthropoda, Insecta, Diptera, Tephritidae.